Messenger RNA from Phycomyces blakesleeanus NRRL 1555(-), 1878 nucleotides. RefSeq lists its product as hypothetical. The record is from RefSeq and is a predicted model, not a curated record. NCBI's taxonomy places the organism in Eukaryota, Fungi, Mucoromycota, Mucoromycetes, Mucorales, Phycomycetaceae. The transcript is spliced from 3 exons. The coding region runs from base 1 to 1878 and encodes 625 amino acids. Gene Ontology annotation, molecular function: protein binding.
AUGUAUAUUUCUGUUCUCAAGUUGUCGCCAAUUCAGAUUUCAUUUGACAAACAAUCAAGUAUGUUCAAUGAGCUUCCAAACGAGGUUAUUUCAGCUAUCGGCUCAUUUCUUUCACAAGAAGACCAAACCACAUGCUUGAAAAUCUGCAAAGCAUGGACACCUGUAUUUCAGCUUCUCCUUUGGCGGAAACUAUUCAUCGAUAGUGAUUUCAUAAAGUUUAUGUAUAACGCGUCUAGUCCAGACAACAUUUACAAAAAUAAUGGGCACAAGGUGCACCUAUUGAAAAUCGAAGCCACUGGAAUGAUCGAACAAGAACACUUUAAAUUACUACAACAACUAUUUCCCUGGAUAAAUCAUUUUGCUACCUCGGUGGUUCGCCCCGAAAUACAGUUUACUGUAAACAUGGUUGAUUGGAGUUUGUGGAAAUCACUGGUACAUGUAGAAAUAUGCUUGGAUACCUCCAUGAUAAUUUUUGGGCCGAAAGCCACGUUUGAAUACAUGUCUUCUAUAACAUGCCUAGUCAACCUUAAUAUGGUAUCCUAUGAACACGUCACUAGUGGAAUAUAUAUUACAUGGCAGGACAUAGAAGUUCUUCAUCAAAGUUUCCCAAGAUUGGAAAAUCUAAAAUUUGAUUAUAAUAUCAUGAAUAUACCACCCAGCGACAUAGGAACAGUAAAAAACACCACUCCGGCAACAACUGUUAAGAAAGUAAGGUGCAAGAAUAUAAAUGUCCGCCUGGAUUUCAAGUGGAUAAUAUACUAUGGAUUAAAGUAUCCAAACCUUGAGACCCUAAGCUUUAAAAUGGUCAAUCCCAUACUGAAUAGCCAGCAUCACAUCCAAGUUGAUUUCAAAAAUAUCAUUACAUUAUAUCCCAACUUUUCCCAUGAUCUAAAGUCGCUAGAGACGUUUUAUGGUGCUAACGGCACAAGGCAGCCGUUAGCUAUGUUCAAUUUUCUGAACAAGUCCAAAGCACCGAUCAAGAAGCUAUCCAUUCAUGCCCAAUAUUUUUUGGAACACCCCCGGCUUAUUAAGGCAAAUAUAAGUCUUAUGAACUUAUUUUCAUUGACACUAAAUAACCUCGAGGUCAGCUUGUUUGAUUCUGGGCACAGUCCAGAAAUAUUUGCCCUCCGUAUUAUUCACCAUCCUUUUCUGGUUUCCUUGGAAAUAUACCUACCAAAAUUUGGCUUUGAAAUGGAUCACAUAUUGGAUCAGUGCCCCUUGUUACAAUCUUUUAAGGUACAUGGAUCUGAUAUACGUCUCAGUCCUAAUACGCCACCUACUCUGCCAACACAUGGGCUACGGGAUCUACUCAUAAGGUGUAAACAGCUUGACGUAAAAACGAUGAGCUAUAUUUCCUUUCGUUGUAGGCUACUAAGGUGCUUAAGUUUGAACGCGCACUCGCUCAACAAAUCACAACUCACAGGAAACUCUUAUUUGUUCGACAUGUCCUUAACACAGUUAAAUCUAUUAGUAGUCAAUAGCAUUGAGCUUAUGGCAGGACCGUGCCAUCUUUUUGCUAUUGAGCAAGCCGAAAAUAUUACACAAAGUGACGGUAUCAAUACGUCAGUUGGUAUACUUCCCCAGGCUUCAUGUACACAAAAAACGCGGACGAAAUGCUACCGACCAAACAAACUGCAACACUUGCACACACCAGAAGAUUUCAACAUAUUUGAACUCAACCGCCUAGAAAUUAAAUACCUUCAAGGAUUUUACCCUGAUUUUGGACCCACAUACUUUGAUCAAAAAGGGGUUUCAGACGUAGAGAAAGAACAAUGGCACACAAUCAGUGACUCCCUAAGAAAAUCCAUUGGAGGAGGCUACAUAGUAUUUCGGUUUAAGUCUGUCAAAAAUUGUUUUUUCCAAGGCUAUAUAAUAUAA